Molecule: messenger RNA, 4062 nt
Organism: Oxyura jamaicensis (ruddy duck)
Lineage: Eukaryota; Metazoa; Chordata; Aves; Anseriformes; Anatidae
Gene: TP53INP1
Product: tumor protein p53 inducible nuclear protein 1
Exons: 4
Coding region: 217-930 (237 amino acids)
Biological process (GO): autophagosome assembly; positive regulation of DNA-templated transcription
Cellular component (GO): autophagosome; nucleus
Source: RefSeq, a predicted model, not a curated record
CGGGCACGGCGCGCGCCCGGCGCCGGGAGCGGCAGCAGCGGGAGCGGCCGCGGGCAGUGUUUACCAGCCAUGACUCUGAAUGUCCCAGGCCGAAGCUGAUAAAGCAUCUAUGCACUUUAAUCUCAAGUCGAUGCCACUCUGCUAGUACAGUGUGAGCUGUGCCUUGCUCCUUGGAUAUAAACAUCUACCAGCCAAAGUCUUGCUCCUGCCUUAGUAAUGUUCCAGAGGUUAAAUAACAUGUUCAUGGCAGACAUCGACAGCCUGUCCAGCCAAGAGCCAGAGUUCAGUGAGAAGGAAGACGAUGAGUGGAUUCUGGUCGAUUUCAUAGCAGACACUUGCACCAACUGCUCUGCGGAGGAAGCGGACCUUGCUGAAGCACCGGCCACCGACAGCUCGCCCGUCUUCUCUUGCUUACCGUCCCCCUUGGAGCACUUACCAGAGGCCAGCGAGUCCUGCUUCAUCCAGUUCGAGUCGUGCCCCAUGGAGGAGAGCUGGUUCAUCACCCCUCCGCCGUGCUUCACCGCCGGCGGGCUCACCGCCAUCAAGGUGGAGACCAGCCCUAUGGAGAACCUCCUCAUCGAGCACCCCAGCAUGUCCGUCUACGCUGUCCAUAAUGCCUGCCACAGCCUCAACGAGCCUGGCUGCGGGGACGAGGAGUUCCGCAGCCCGGGUAGUCCCAGACUGGAGGCCCAAAAUGAAACGGGACAGCGUGUUCACUGCUACGUCACGGCUCUUGCUACUCGCUCAAGUUUUCUGGAAAAAUCGAAGAGCUUUCGUCCUACCCACUGGAUAAAAGAGCACAGCGAAAGACACUAUCUCAACAGAAAUGGUCUCCGCCGCCAAAACCUUACCAGGGAUUGCCACUCUCGGCAACUCAGGCACAACGGACUGUUUGUUCACCAGCCUUGCCAGCGUCAGUUCAAUUACUGACGGCUCUCGGGGUUUUAAUCUAUGUUCUAAUUGGUUCUUAGGUUGCUCCUGUUCUCAUGCGUAGGUAAGUGUGGUCAAUCCGAAGCUGAUUAUCGUUCCCUCAGACACAAUCAUAGCUAGAGCUGCGUUUGUUUCAAACGACGCCUCUCCAAACAUCUUGCUGCAAGUCCUUAAAUGAUGUUUAAUAUCAGUGUCUUGGAAGCCUUUCAGUACAACAGUUUGUGCUGUUAUACAAACUGAUGGGUUCUUAGGGGGUCUCUGAGCACCACCUAAGUUAAGGAGACUUAACUGAGAUGGAAAAUCAGUUACAUCUUUGCGUUCCUCAAAGCGGAGUUAGAAAAUCUGAGGUUAGCCAUAUGCUUUAAUGACAAGUACUUGACAGCUUGUGUAUCUGUCUGUACUCAGCAUCUGUGAUUGUUCUAACAAGGAAAUACCGUAGCUGCCAGUGGAUUUUACAUAGCUAUGCUGAACUGUUAGAAGAAGGACAUCUCAUAAAUUGCCCAGUACCUAUCUGUGUUUGAGUAGAGUCUAGAGUUGUUGGGUACAUAAUAUGGGUGUCAGAAGUGGGUUAAAUGCCCCCUCAAUAUUCCUGCAGUAUGAUGUGGCACUGGUGUUGCAGAUGUAGUACCUCACAGUGGAGUGAAAGGAGAAGUGGACCUGUGGGUUAAGUGCAGAUGCGUAACCCAGAGAGCUGAACUGUUUUACCUGGUACAGUUUGAGUUCUCUUCUUCCCUUUCUCUAACUCUUCCUGUCUUCUAAGACAGACAUUUUCCAAAACCUAACCUAUUCCAUUUAAUCUGUCUAGUUACAGAAAAAGAUGAUGGAACAACUGUUCCUCUAAUCCUGUUGGUAGAUGACUGCUUUUCAAAGAAGUCAGGCUGAUGCUCAGCUAUUUCUGAGCUGCUGUUUGCUGUUAGAUUUUUUUUUUCUUGUUUACGGGUUGAGAGUUGCUGAAAUAGCUGAAAGUUGUUUUUUACCAGAAGUUUUCCUAACUAACCUUCUCUAGUCCCCCUCUCCAAUGAAGUGAGUUUGACUGGAAAUGAAGGGCAGUGUGGCAGGGAUAAAAGUGUGCUGAAAGUCUUAAAGAACUAAUCACAAAGUUAAGUGUAUAAAUUGAGACACAUCAGCAGUGCUUUCUCUUCCCUUCAGCUGGGCAGAGAAGAACUGGACAUCAAUUCUGUAGGCCAACAGGGAAGAAAAGCCAUUCAAAACUAAUACUUGAGAAUUCUGGAAGGAGGCAGGCACUUAAAGUUUACCCGUUAGGAGUGGAUAUGGCACAGUAGCCACAUGGCACACUGAACCCUGGUAGAUUUAUCUAGGAAGUAGGUUAAAUGGCUUUGGAGAUGAAGAAGCAGAAAUCUUCACAGAAAGAAGGGGGAAAUAUGUUACAUUUACCUCCUUUCUGUCAGUGCUUAACUGUUUUUCCCUGUGUUUAGUGCCUAGGGCAUUAAAGUGUUAAUGUUGUGGUCAUGUCUUCCAGUAGUCCUUAUACAGCAGUUAGUAUAAGGAGUCAUGUGGGGGGGCUCUGGAAAUGGGGCAAGGUCAAUAAUGUGAAUUAUUCCUGGCCUGCAUUGUUUUAUUUUCAAUCCAGCCAAACGCUGUAGUUUUGCGAAAGCCCAACAACCUGAGUUAGCCUCGAUGUAGUGUUGGUGUUGCAUGGAGUGCAACUGGAAUUGCUGUGGAACAUACCUUGGGUAUGGAGAACAGCACUUAAAAUAAUGUUUCAUGGCAGUUUUGCUGCUUCCCUGAGUUUAGUUAUGGUUGUUGCAAAGGGAUGUUGACAAAUAGCUAAAUGUAUAAGAGCAAGUGGUGCUUUCCUGGAUACGCUAGUUUUUUAGGUAUGUGGAGUUCAUAUGGACUGUGAAAGAACAAAACUGGUCACAUCGUGAGCCUCAAAUCAGGGUUUUGUUACUAUUCACAGCAGUAUGUACUGAUGUCAAUACAAAAAAUCUUUCGUGGUCCAAAUAUUCUGGUUUACCUGCAAGUAGCUGUAGUUUCACCAGUCUCACAUCUGCACACUGGCAUAAAUACUUCUACUUGUCUCGGGUUAUCUACCUUUAUCAUCACUCCAACUCUUUCUCCAAAUUAAACUUCCUUCUCCCUGACAGCUUUCUAGCUCAGGAAAAUUCUGUGCUUUCCUGUGUUGUUUUUCUUGAUACGUAAGUAACUUUCCUUCAGCUUUAAUUUUCCUAAAGUUAAAUGAAGGAAGAUGGCGUCUCCGCCUCCCUGUGUUGGAAGGAGUAAGUAAUCCUUUGAAUCUCAGUGGGGAGAUGGAGCUGAGAGUAUAAAGGCUCCCAGGCAUUAAAAUGAGAGCCUUGGUUUGUUCUUAGCAGGCAAGUAAAUGCAACUGUAGACUGCUCCUAGAGUUGGGAGAAACUGAUCUUUUUUAUACUACAUUACUAGAUAACUUUCUGGUGAUGAACGCCUAUAUCUUUCAGGAUAUAAACUGUUUUGUUGCACAAAGCUGUGCUUUUCGAUUUGUAAUAUUGGAAACCAUAUUAUUGUGUGAGAUAGUACUGCAUCAAUUGCUUUUUGUUAAUUUGUUUUAAAUAUUUAUGUUGGUCUAGCCCCAUUUUACGCCUGGAGCUAUUGGGCAAUUAGAUUUGUUUUGGUUUUCUGUUUUAAUAGUGAGCUGUGUGGCUUUUUAUAUGGUUUUUGAACUGUAUUAAAACGUGUGUUUUUUCUUGUAAAAGUGGAGGCCUUGCACUGUCUCAUACUAUAUUCAUGAAUCUUUCAGAAAUGGUAUUUUCAUAUGUAUUGGUCAAUGGACAGAUUUGCAUUUUAAACUGUGCCUUCUCGGUGUAACUUUACACAGCAAACUUGAAGAUUCAAAAGGGACAUUUCAGUUAGGAUUAAUACUGUACAUCAGUCUAUGCAUCUAUGGCAGCUUCUUUCUAGAGCCACUUCUCUAUUUGUAGCAGACCUUUUGAUACGGAAGAAUGUCUGGCUCUUACUUUUAAUAGUUUAACACAAGCUGAAAUCCGACAAAAUACAGCACUUUGCCAAAAAAGUAGCAUUGCUUAACCGGUGUGCAUUUACUAAAGCGAUCUUCGGUAUUUUGUUUGCGUAGUGCGGUACGCGCACUGUGGGAGACAUGAUCUGAACUCAAUAAAAAAAAUGGCCUAUCAAAAA